CCGCGGGCCGCGGGCAGGGCCAGCGCGGGCCCCUCCCGGAGCGCGGGCACGGCUUUGCGGCCCCGGCGCAGGUACUCUUCAUCACUAUGAGCUUGUUUCAUACAGGGACCUUAGCCCACUUGGUCAGUGGAUAUUAGAUCUUCCCUGUGAAGACAAAUUGAGUUGGUUACUUCCUACCACUAUGGGUUGGAGUUGGUGACUGUGUUUGCCCAUCAGGUCUAAGUUAAUGGUGUGCCAAGGACAGACGUGAAGCAGGUCUUUAGCUCCAUAUUGAUGUGGUAUCUUCUUAACACAUCGCAAGGCCCUGAGCCCACAGCAGCACAGGAUAUGGAGGCUCUUGAAGUGGAUGACAUUAGCCCUGCCUUGGAAGUGACUGAAGACUUUUUCAAUAGUUUUGAUACUAAACUUGACAAGAUUGUGCAGCCCUCUGAGGUGUAUGGUGUACAGGAGGUCCCUGAGCUGGUUGGGCAUGAGGUAUUUGAUCAGAUAACGGGAAGCAGGAACCUGAGGAACGUCGCCUCCUUAGCCAAAGGUAGCCUUAUCUGGGAUCACUGCAAAAAUGGCCUCUUGGAAACCAAAGCUCAGACAGCUUUCCCUGCCAAAGACCAGCACAUGGUGCAGAGGGGAACAGCUGCUGCCAACCUCGCUUGGGCAGGGGAAGGGGAGACCACAGCUUUUAAUAUCUUCAAAAUCUGCCAGCGGCGGAGAGACAGGCCUCGCUCAGUGAAUGACAUCCUGGUGCAGAGUGAGGAAGCCUCCAUGUUCAAACCAGGCCACAACAGGUCACGCUCUGAUAUCAGCCAUGUGAACUGGAGAGUGGUCUUCACGGGCACUUCCCUGCAGCAGCCACCUGCACCUGGGCAGGACAAUAACUGUGCUCUGCUUUCCUACCUGGCAUUAACCAAGGGAGAGGACAUCCAAGGAAACACAGAACACAAGACGGUGUUCCCAAAUCUUCUGAAGAAGGGAUACUUGGAAGUUCGAAGAGACAAUGACAGCUACUGGCAAACCUGUUACGCUGAGCUCUCCCAGUACAAACUGUACCUGUAUUGCCUGGACAGCAGUGGCAACCAGACUCUUCCCACCGUGUAUCCACUCCUGCGUUUUCAAAGGGUCGCUGUUACUGGUGGUGUUGAAACCAAGGUGGUGGACACUGUCCUGUCAGACAGCUCACAGCUACAGCUGAAGGCAGAGUCCUCCUGGGAGACUUUGGACUGGGGACAGAAACUUUGGGAAGCGGUACGUGCUUCUGUCCCUGCUUUUACAAGACAGCAGGAGAAACUGGAGAAUGUGCCAAAACCUGAAAAUAACAGUGACCUUUCUCAAACUAAUGGAUUAUUAGAGAAGCCUAUGGAGCUCUUCCUAUCCAUGAAUUUGACUGAAAACACUAAAGACUACCAAAAUAUUCUGAAAUCAGGGACUCUCUACAGGUUAACUGUCCAGAAUAACUGGAAGGCAUUUACUUUUGUCUUGAACAGGUCUUAUCUCUUGGCAUUCCAGCCUGGUAGGCUUGAUGAAGAUCCCCUGCUGAGCUACAAUGUCGAUGUGUGCCUGUCAGUCCAGACAGAUACUCAGGAUGGCUGUGACUCUUGCUUUCAGGUCAUUUUUCCCCAGGAUGUGCUGCGCCUGCGCGCAGAGACCCGUCAGAGGGCCCAGGAGUGGAUGGAGGCGCUGAAAGCAGCAGCCAAUGCUACUCGAAGUUUAACUCAAAACCCACAGGUCACGCUUAGGAACAAACCUGGAGAUCGGCCCUUUGGAAAUGAUCUUAGGAAGACCAAGCGCCAGUCUGUGACCACCAGCUUCCUGAGCAUCCUGACCACACUGUCUCUAGAGAGAGGGCUCACUGUUCAGAGCUUCAAGUGUGCAGGCUGUCAGCGCUCCAUAGGUUUGUCCAAUGGGAAAGCCAAGGUGUGCAGCUACAGUGGAUGGUAUUACUGCAGCACCUGCCAUGUGGAUGACAGCUUCCUCAUCCCUGCAAGGCUGGUUCAUAACUGGGACACUUCCAAAUACAAGGUAUCAAAGCAAGCCAAAGAGUUCCUGGAAUAUGUUUAUGAGGAGCCAUUAAUUGAUAUCCAGCAGGAAAAUCCCAUGUUGUACAAUCAUGUUGAACCCCUGGCAACUGUUGUCCGCCUGAGACAGCAGCUAAAAUCUCUGCGGGCCUACUUGUUCAGCUGCAGAGCAGCAGUGGCUGAAGAUCUGCGGAGAAGGAUCUUUCCCAGAGAGUAUCUUCUACAGCAAAUCCAUCUUUAUUCUCUGGCAGACCUUCAGCAGGUUAUUGAAGGAAAGCUGGCUCCUUUCUUGGGGAAGGUGAUCAAGUUUGCCUCCUCUCAUGUGUACAGCUGCAGCCUUUGUAGCCAAAAGGGUUUCAUCUGUGAGAUUUGCAACAAUGGAGAAAUCCUUUACCCCUUUGAGGACAUUUCUACAAGCAGGUGUGAAAGCUGUGGUGCUGUCUUCCAUUCUGAGUGCAAAGUGAAGGCUGUACCAUGCCCCAGGUGUGUGCGUAAGGAAUUGCAGAAGAAGCAGAAAUCCUUCUGGAGACAACUGAAUAUGGACGAGAACUUCGAAGAGUCUUGCAACAUGUUUGAGUUGUCAUAUCAGAACACAUGAGUUCCUUAAGGCAGUGGCCAGCCUGAAGAGAAUCCCUCUCCCAGCUGUCAGCUCAAGCAAAUUCUCAGCUUAGACAGGCAGAAAUUGUUUUGAAAAAUAUUACCUGACCAUGUGUGAAUAAGAGCUGCCAAAGUGGCCGUAAAGCCUUGUUGGCUUUGAAAUGCCAGUGGCUAAACUGCAUUGAAGUCCAGCUGUUAUCUCUCACAUAAAAUGUGGUUUACGAGAAAUGCUUUAGGUCUAGCUAAUUAAGUACCCAACUUUCUUUUCCAGCUCUGGAGAAGACUUUAUCUCAAGGCAGAAGAUAUUUGCUACCAUGACUGCAUUCUUUUUUGUUGUUGUUGUUGCUCAUUUAGAAUUGAUGAAUCUUCUACUUAUUUAUGUGUCUUAUUUAUUUAUUAGUAGCCUUGGCAGGGGUUCUGGUGAGGUGUUUCACCCACCCAAUAGAGCAGGAAUUAUUUUAAAUCCACUAUCUCCUCCUGAUAUGGACGUGUGGUUCCAUUUCCUCAUGUUUUCAGAGAGUUAUCUUAAAGGAUCAGUGCAUUAACAUUUUAAAGGAUCUCCUUGCCAAGGAAAGAAAAGGAUCUCCCAUUAAACCUUAUUUGGGGUGCUUACAAACUUAAGAUGCUGAAUAAUUCCUUCAGUUAUGUUUAUAUAUUUAUAACCACCCCAGCGAACUACUCCAUAUUCAGAUAAGCAUGGAACUUGCUACUCUUUUUGUUCAGGCGGGGAAUAUCAGUUAAGCUCUGUCACUGAGAUUUGUGCUGGUUACUCUCAAUUUAUGGGAGGCUGUGGUCUUGUCUGUAAUAACAUGAUGCUGGUUCUCCUCCUUCCAGUCUGAAACUUAAGGGCAUUUUAAGUGUUCACAUUGGUUUUCUUUUUAUUUCAUGAAGUUUACUUCAAAUGUUUUUCUAAUCUGAACCUGUUAAACUGAUAGUCCGGAAAGUGGUCUUGCCCAUUUUGGUUAGCAAAUACCUCCAAAAUUGUGAAACACUAGUUUGCUGUUUCCAUAUACAACUUGUGUCCUGCAUUCUCUUUGAGCUCCAAGGCAUUUAUAGUUCUGUAUUGACUUCCAUGGUGGACAGUGAAGUUCCUCGAGAUAUGAUUCUGCUCCACACACCUGGAACACAGGGAAGUAUUUAACACAGUAAACUAUUCUGUAAAGGGAAGUACAUGAUGGAUUUACCUGGGGAGGCAUGUGUCAUUACUGGCAGUAUGUUUAAUUCAUGGGGAGUUCAUCUCCAAUGAGCAGCUAGAUUGUCGUCCCCCCAUUUCACAUUCCUGACUCUUUUCCACACCCUGCAGUGAUAUGUGUAUUACAUACCUAUGAAAGCAUUCAUGUAUAUGCACACACAUAUCUAUAUACAGAAAGCAAAUACGGUUUCAGGAGAAUAAUGCCAGUUGCAUGUGUAUUUUUCCUCUUCUCUCACAUAGGUUUGUGAAAAUACGGAACACUGAUUUUUGCUUCCAGUAUAAUCUACAGACUGUUGUAAGGCAGAAAGCAGUUUUGAUUGUUGAAACAUCUCACUAAUUGCUGAAGUAUUUUAGAUAAAAGAACAGGGUACAUCAUGCUUCCAUUAAAAGGUAAAAUGUUACAAUGGGUUGCCUUGUACUGGAAUAUAAGUGGUUACCUUUCCCAGCCUCCAGUCAAAGAAAAAGUAGCUUUCUCAAAUUUGAGUGCAACUACUAUAUAUAUAUAAGCAUGUUUAUAUCUGUAUACAUUAGACAACCAGUGCCUUUUUUUCCCCAAAAUCCUUCUUUCAUUUGGAUUCUUUAGAAGGAAGUGAGGGUUUUUCCAUAUUCUUGGCAAAGUGCUGUAGGGAUUCCCAUACUUAAUAAACCUGGUGAAUCAUGCACCUUUGUCACUGAAAUUAAUACUUCCCAUACACAAUGGUGUCUCUGUCUCAGCUCACUGUUCCUCAUGUGAAAUGAGUUGCUUUUGGCUAUCACUCUUAAAGGUAUAAUGUUCCUUGCAAAUCCAUUCCCAUGCAAAGAAUUCCCUCUGUGUUCAGAAAUGCAAACACUGGGGAAGUAUUGUGGAAUUAGUCAGGCAAACAGGAACUGCACUGGUACUGGCUGAAUAAACAAAACGCUCCCAUGUUUUUCAGCUUGUGUCACUACAAUUACUCCUGUGGCAAAGCCAGUAGCUCUGAAACUGUCAGCAUCUGGCAGGUACUAUUUUGAAUUAUCUGUAGACAUAAUGUAAGGUCAUUAAAGAAAAAAUGGUGGUGUUUUUGAUAUUAUCAUGCUCUGGUAUUUAUGAUACCUCACAGUGCUGGUUCAUGUCCAGCUCAGUUUAGAGAAGGCUGCUUGAGUACACUGUCAAAAACCAACAGAGUCAAGGAUUCAAGGUCCAUAUUAGUUACUUUGACAGGUGUCCUAUCUCCAAAGUACCAGUCAUGUGGGUGGUUAGAUAUUGGAAUUUAAUUCUAGAAUAACAAUAUAGACAGCAUUGGAGUUGCACUGGGUUUGUAGAGGUAUUACAGUACAGUUUCUUUGCUAACAGAGAUUUAAAGGAUAAAAAGAGUAUGAAGUUGGCAAAACUGCUGAAAUUAGUCAUGGAUCUGAAACCACUGCCAUUACCAAUGACAUAGAGCAAGAGCAUGUUAUGAUAUCCUGUCAGUGCCCAGAGCUUUAUAUAAAAAGGUACUGUACAAUGCCAAUCAUGUUAUUUACUUUAAAAUACAGUGUUGUUGUAAACCAUCUAGUUCCUAAAAUGAAUAGACAUUCAUUUCUACUUUGGAAAAGUGAUACAGCUUCACAGUAGCUCUAGGAGCAGGCUGUAAUGUGAAAGAUGAUGUCCUCUCAGGGAUGCCUAGCUCCUAUCCAAAAGUAGUUAUUCCUUAUGAAUGGGUAAGAUAAAGUAUUCUGUAAGCAUAAUGAAAGGCUUAAUCCUGCCCUCAGUCGAUUUUCUUGCAGGAGCCAUCUGCAAGCAGGAGCCUCAGCCUGGGAUUCUGCAGGUGGUUUGGGUUUCAGACAGCACUGUACCCUUGCAUGGCUGUCUCUGCUGUACUAACAGUGCUCUGUGCUGGUCCCCACUGCUACUCUCUGCCUGUUCUGCAGCCCACAGCCUACACAUGGCUCUGCUCUGCAAACUUCUCAAUGAGCAUCAGCUGGUAAAGUUCCUGGGAGCUUUGCAGAUUGCAUGACUCUGCCUGCACCCUCCCUCCACCCCAGGUGAAAUUAUGGUACUUCAGUUUUGCCCUACCCAUGCAAGAAAUGAAUUUGAACGAUGCCAUUUCAUUGUGAAUCAAGAAUAAAAUCUGCUAUUUGUUGUCUUCAAAGAGAAGAUGCUUUCAUAGCUGAUGGAGAAGGAAUUGAUCUGUAAUCCAGUUACUGCUUUUGCUUUGUGCAGAACUUGUUAUCAGUGUAAAAAUAGGAUGCUUAACUGCAGUGGACCAUAGCUUCACUCUCUGCAGGCACUUCUAGUUGUUACUCUUAUUAUUUUAAUCUAGGACACUAUUGAGAUCCUUAUUUCUCUUUUCCUCUUUACCCUAACCAUCUGACUUUAAUGGGAAGAUGGACCUACCUAGGGAAUGCAAACUGCUGCUCUUUUUGUAUUAUCAAUCUAUGAAAAGAGAAAUUUAUAUUUCUUGUGUAGGAAUCCUCCUAUUGCUUUUCUUGGGUUUUUUUGUCUGUCUUACAUGGUGGAAAAUGAUGGGUUGGUGAUGUGACAAAAUAUCCCGGCUGGCACGUACCAAUAUGAGCUCACUGCUGGGAUCGAUAGGAAUUGGCAGGUGUGAGGGAAGACACUUUUUCAUGAGGAAUUUAAGUUUUUCACAGUACUCCACAGGCUCUGAUGGCCCUGUUAGAAGUGAAUUAUCAGGAUAUCCCUAGAGCUCCUCUUGUCAAGGCUUCUUUUAUUAUUAGGAUAGUGUGUGUAUUAUAAGGGAUUCAUGAUAAUGUUUUGAAAGGUUUUUAAAAAGAAUAGAGAAUGUCUGUUUACAAUGAAAUAGGGAAUCUGCCCAGUUGAAUUUUGCUUUUUCUCUGUAGCAACAGAAGCCACUGAGUUUCCUAGGCUUCCCAAGUCACUGCCUGGAUUGCAGCUGACUGUUGAUCUGUAUAAAAGAAAUUAAUGGAAUAAUCAUCAUAAUCUUCUAAUUUUUUUUUUUGCUGCCGCUCAGUUGCCAGCCAGUCUCCCCUCUCUCUCCACUGUCUUGUCCAUGUCCUUACUCACAGUACUGAGCCUAUAGCCAGACUUGGAGCUUCAUAGCUCAUUGUGUUGCUUUUGAACCAGUUGAGUCCAAUAAUUCUCUCCUGUAUAAUUUGCCUUCCAAUUUUCCCUUCCCAGUAGGAGUGCCUUACAUUACUGUAUAUUAGCGUCUCUCUUCCUGUUUUGGAUUUCCUGAUUGCAUCUGCUGUU
Catharus ustulatus (Swainson's thrush) is the source of this 6967-nucleotide messenger RNA. RefSeq names its product pleckstrin homology domain-containing family M member 3-like. The record is from RefSeq and is a predicted model, not a curated record. The coding region runs from base 274 to 2607 and encodes 777 amino acids. NCBI's taxonomy places the organism in Eukaryota, Metazoa, Chordata, Aves, Passeriformes, Turdidae. The transcript has 8 exons.